Messenger RNA from Aspergillus versicolor CBS 583.65, 1952 nucleotides. RefSeq names its product zinc finger-containing protein ZPR1 (gene zpr1). The transcript is spliced from 2 exons. Gene Ontology annotation, molecular function: zinc ion binding. Gene Ontology annotation, cellular component: nucleus; cytoplasm. The record is from RefSeq and is a predicted model, not a curated record. Bases 209 to 1621 code for a protein of 470 amino acids. NCBI's taxonomy places the organism in Eukaryota, Fungi, Ascomycota, Eurotiomycetes, Eurotiales, Aspergillaceae.
AUUAACCCCUCCGAAGAAAAAAAGAUGCCCCGCCACGGCCCAGGCGUGGAAAGCACAGGAACAUUCCGUGUUAGGACGUAUAACUUUUUUUUUCUUAUUUAUUUCCGUUACUCAGAGUAAAGGGAUUGAAUGAACCGAUAAUAUACCCCACGUUAUCCUCCGAAUCGUAACCUUACGCUCAAUCCGCUCCGAAUAUAUACUAGCAACAAUGUCAACGGAUGAUCAGCCUGUCGCUAAGGAGGAGGUCGCUGAAUCCCAGUUUCAGAAGCCGGGAGACCUCGUCGAGAGAAAUGAGGAAACUGGUGUCAUGCAGGUGGAGAGUUUGUGCAUGAACUGCCACGAGAAUGGAACCACUAGGUUAUUGCUUCUCCGAGUGCCCUUCUUCCGCGACAUUAUUCUGGAGUCUUUUGAAUGUGAACAUUGCCAUACGAAAGACAACUCCGUCAAGUCCGCCGGACAGAUCCAAGAGAAGGGCUCGGUAUAUACCCUCGAAGUCGAGAACGAAGAGGACCUCCAACGGCAGGUUAUUCGAAGCGAUGUUUCGAUUUUCAAGGUUGAGUCAUUGGGCAUUGAGAUGCCCAAGGGUGAAAGUCAGUUGACUACUGUGGAGGGUGUCAUUCAGAAAAUCCACGAAUCACUCUCCAGCGAGCAGCCUCUGCGAAAGGUUCAGGCACCCGAGCUGCACGACGCACUCCAGCCGAUUAUCGACAAACUACAGAAGAUACUGGACCGCGAGGGAUACCCAUUUACCGUUUCUCUCGAUGAUCCAACCGGUAACUCUUGGAUUGCUCCUACGACCCAGGACACCGGACGCAACUACAGGCGUCGUGAUUAUGCCCGUACGCAUGAACAGAACGAAGAACUUGGAAUUUCUGCCGAUCCUGAAGCUGUCAAGACUGAGGGAGAGGCAUUUGGAAACCCCGAGGACUUGGAUAUUAUUGACGGAAAGGUUUACAGUCUUCCCGCCGAGUGCCCCGCUUGUUCCAAGAACUGCGUUGUCAACAUGCAGAAAGUUGACAUCCCAUACUUCAAGGAAGUAUUUGUUUGGAGCAAUGUCUGUGAUCACUGCGGCUACCGCUCUAGCGAUGUAAAGACCGGUGGUGAAGUCCCCGAGAAAGGAAAGCGCAUUACACUUAGUGUGGAGUCUAUCGUGGAUCUCCACCGCGAUAUUUUGAAGUCCGAUACUUGCGCACUACUCAGCGAGGAGCUCGAAGUCACAGUCCAACCCGGAACUCUAGGUGGACGAUUCACAACCGUUGAGGGACUUCUCACUGAAAUCCGUGACCAGCUGAAGGGUCAGAUCUAUGAUAUCGAUGACUCUACACAAAGCGGAGGUGACAGCAUGGCGGAAUCAGACAAGGACAAGUGGGCCCGCUUCUUCACUCGUCUUGAUUCAGCCAUCAAGGGCGAAAUGAAAUUUGUGAUUACGCUCGAAGAUCCCAUGGCCAACAGUUACGUUCAGGACUUGUGCGCCCCAGAGCCUGACCCUCAGAUGAAGACUGAGGACUAUACUCGCACGGAAGAGGAAGAAGAGGAGCUUGGUCUUAAGGACAUGAAGGUUGAGGGAUACGAGGACGAGCAGAACAAGGACAAGAAGGAUGAAGCGGAAAACAAGUCAUAAUCUAACGAUACCCACAUAGACACUUUGUUGUCUCUAUUUUAUGAUCUUUGAUUCUUGAUGUGUUUAUGAUAUCUUGGCCUUUUGUGAGCAUGGUGAUGGUGCGUUUAUAUUUAUUUAUUUGAUUCAGCAUGAGGCUCUAUUGCUUGUUUACUUUCUAGAAGGGGGCUAUGAAGCAUUUUGACGGGGGCUGUGAUUAUUAUGUUAUGGGUUAAGUUAGGGUACGAAAAAGUGGUUUUUAGAUGUCAUGAAAGAAGUCAAGAAGUUCCUAUCAUUUUUCAACUCGCAUAAAUGGAUUAUUUACCAUAUUUCCUGAUAUGAUUGUUGAUAUUCC